Molecule: messenger RNA, 1473 nt
Organism: Drosophila sulfurigaster albostrigata
Lineage: Eukaryota; Metazoa; Arthropoda; Insecta; Diptera; Drosophilidae
Gene: GlcAT-I
Product: galactosylgalactosylxylosylprotein 3-beta-glucuronosyltransferase I
Exons: 3
Coding region: 218-1141 (307 amino acids)
Biological process (GO): chondroitin sulfate proteoglycan biosynthetic process; carbohydrate metabolic process
Cellular component (GO): Golgi membrane
Molecular function (GO): galactosylgalactosylxylosylprotein 3-beta-glucuronosyltransferase activity
Source: RefSeq, a predicted model, not a curated record
UGCUUACGAUGUGUCACCACCUGUGAACGGCAACUUAGCACAAUUUUUGUUGAAAUGUAUUAGAUUUUGUUAAUUUGUUUUUAUAGAUUUACCUAUAACAAUAUAUUCAUAGUUAAUGUUAAAACCCAAACCAGUUUUAUGUUAUAACGGCGCAGUGCAGUGAAAGUCUCUUCGUCUUCGGUUACUUAAGCAAAUUAGAUGCAAUAACAACAACGACAUGACCGAGGUACGCAUACGGCCGCGACAAGUGCUGAUACUGAUAAUCGUGUUCAUUGUGCUGCUUCUGAUGGUCCAUCGCAAUGGGAAACGCACCUGCGAUGGCCCCGAUUACCUCCAGGCGAUGUACACCCAGCAGCAGUCGGACACGUUGCCAAAAAUCUACGCCAUCACGCCAACGUAUGCGCGUCCCGCCCAAAAGGCUGAGCUGACCAGAUUAUCGCACAUUUUCAUGCUGGUGCCCAAUCUGCACUGGAUCAUUGUCGAGGACAGCAACAGCACAACGCCGCUGGUCCGCAAUCUCUUGUUGCGCGCUGGCCUCGAGAAUCGCUUUACGCAGCUGAACAUCAAGACGCCGCAAGAGUUUAAGCUGCAGGGCAAGGAUCCGAAUUGGAUCAAGCCACGCGGCGUGGAGCAACGCAAUCUGGCCCUGACCUGGCUGCGUGCCAAUGCCAAUGUGGAUCGUCAUGCUAUUGUCUUCUUCAUGGAUGACGACAAUUCGUAUGCCGUUGAAUUGUUUGCCGAGAUGAGCAAAAUCAAGCCAGGUCGUGUGGGCGUUUGGCCCGUCGGCUUGGUUGGUGGCCUGAUGGUGGAACGUCCGCUGCUGGACCAGGAGAAUCGGGUGGUUGGCUUCAAUGCUGCCUGGCGACCGGAGAGACCGUUCCCCAUUGAUAUGGCCGCCUUUGCCAUUAGCAUGGAUCUGUUCAUCAAGUAUCCGCAGGCGGUUUUCUCCUACGAGGUGCAACGUGGCUACCAGGAGAGCGAAAUACUCCGCUACCUCACCACACGGGAUCAACUGCAGCCGCUGGCGAACAAUUGUCGCGACGUUCUCGUUUGGCACACGCGCACCGAGAAGACCAAACUCACUGCCGAGGAGGAGCUCAUACGCAAGCGGAAAAGAUCUGACGAAGGCAUCGAAGUUUAGCGCAGCUACUUAACUACUACUACUAUAUAUGUAUAUGUGUAUAUGUAUAUAUUUUAGACUCAGUGACUAGACUAGAGUCUGGCUAUAUAGAAUUUAUUGCCUUAACUACUACUACUUUGUAAUAUAUAACUGUUUGUCCCAACUUGUUAUUGUAAAUGUCGCAGCAUUCAAAGUUAUGUAAAGUGAUCUAUUUUAAGCUCAAUGUGUGUGUUCACAACUAAUCCAGCAUCCUGUUGAUCCUUUCCCCUUAAUUGUAAAAGGAUUCAAGUAUUACCUCAGUCCUUAAUAUCAGAUAAGUCAAUGCAAUAAACCCAACCAUUCUAUCCUUGUAA